This is a messenger RNA of Xyrauchen texanus (razorback sucker), 2515 nucleotides long. Its product is annotated as amyloid beta A4 precursor protein-binding family B member 1-interacting protein-like. The transcript is spliced from 14 exons. The coding region runs from base 225 to 2114 and encodes 629 amino acids. Gene Ontology annotation, biological process: signal transduction. Lineage: Eukaryota; Metazoa; Chordata; Actinopteri; Cypriniformes; Catostomidae. The record is from RefSeq and is a predicted model, not a curated record. Gene Ontology annotation, cellular component: plasma membrane; cytosol.
GGCUGCAUGCUUUCAUUAUCAGCGGUGGAAUGCACAGAACAGGUUGAGACCUGAACUUCCGCGUCAGGCAGGAAGUAAGCGAACUGUUAGUGACAAACUCUCGGCAUUACAGCGCAGCACCCUGUGGGUUGGGUGGUGUCCACCGUUAGACAGGAAAGAGGCAUUUUACACAAAAAUAUUUAUGACGAGAUCACCUAGUAAAUAAACCUGACAGAUAUUACAAGAUGGACGACAUUGAUGCCAUGUUCAGCGAUAUGCUACAGGAGAUGGAUCUCCUGACACAGAGUUUGGGGCCGGAAGAGUCAGAGCCUUUGCCUAAACCUCCCUCCAUUUCUGUAACUCGGGAAAUGAACUUCUCCAAUGGUUUUGCAGAUAUGAAUGAGUCCCUAAAUGAUCUGGAGGACAAUGAUUUAGAUGCCCUGAUGGCUAACCUGGUGGCAGAUAUCAGUGCCACAGAGGAAAUGUUUGUCUCAGAAAGAGAGACCUCAACGGGGCCUGCUCCAUUUGCCCCACCGCCCGUACAGUCUGAGAGUCAUUUUUGCCUCCCCCCGUCCACUGAUGCUCACAGACCUGCAACUACCUCCAACUCCAUUUCAGCUCCACCUCCACCUCCACUACCCACUGCCAAACCAUCAAAAGAAGAACUAGAGGAACAGAUGAAAGCAGACAAAAUCAAACUCGCCUUGGAGAAGCUGAAGGAAGCCAAAGUGAAAAAGUUGGUUGUGAAAGUGGAGAUUACAGAUGGAGGCUCGAAGACCCUAAUGGUAGAUGAGAGACAAACGGUCAGAGAAGUUACGGACAACCUGUUUGAGAAGACACACUGCGACUGCAACAUAGACUGGUGCGUGUGUGAGACCAACCCUGACUUACAGACUGAACGAGGUUUUGAGGACCAUGAGAACCUGGUGGAACCUCUGUCUACAUGGCAGAGAGACAGCGAAAACAAAGUGCUUUUUCAAGAGAAAAAAGACAAGUAUGAAGUCUUCAAAAACCCUCAGGUUUUUUAUUUAUGGAAAAAGGAUAAGACAUCUCUCAAGGACAUGAAAGAAAAAGAUAAAGAGCAACUGCUGGAGGAGAACUUCUGUGGACCCUCCAUCAUUGUGCCUGACCUGGAGGGGGUUCUGUAUCUGAAGGAGGAUGGGAAGAAAUCAUGGAAACAGCGUUACUUCCUGCUGCGGGCCUCUGGAUUGUAUUACUCACCCAAAGGCAAGACCAAGGCAUCACGGGACCUUGUAUGCUUGGUGCAGUUUGACAAUGUGAACGUGUACUACUGCAAAGAAUAUAAAAAUAAAUACAAAGCACCCACAGACCACUGCUUCAUCCUCAAGCAUCCUCAAAUCCAAAAAGAAUCGCAAUACAUCAAGUAUCUGUGUUGUGACGACGAGUGGUCCAUGACCCUUUGGGUAACUGGGAUACGUAUCGCAAAGUACGGCAAGCAGUUAUAUGAUAACUACAAGGCCGCUGUGAGGAAAGCCGCAGGUUCAGCAACGUGGGUUAAUCGCACAUUUCAGGAUAGCCCAUCCAUCUCCAAUGCAUCAACACCAUCCCCCACACCUAAAGCUAAAGCUGCAAAUGGACAUGCUCCUCAGCAACCAAUGGAGAACAAGGGUUCUGGAAACCAAACAUCAUUUCCACCAAAUCCACCUUUAAUGGAAAUCCUUCCGCCUCCACCCCCAGACCCUGCAUUUCUUCCUCCACCCCCUCCUGCCCUUCCCACCACAACCAAAGGUAACAAGUUCACUCCUCCACCCAUGGAUGACUUGCCACCUCCUCCUUCAGAAGACCUUGAACUGCCCCCUGACUUUCUGCCUCCUCCACCACCUAGUUUUGUAUCUUGUGGUGGUGGAGCUCUCCCUCCACCUCCUCCAGACCCUUUGUCCUCCCUUCCACCCCCACCUCCAGCCCUCCAAAACUCUGCAUCCAUGGGAGGAGGGCCUCCACCUCCACCCCCUCCACCUCUACCACCGGCUGCUGCCAACCAUCUCGCUGGCUCCAUUAGGAAAGUGGCUCCACCUCCACCAAAGAGGACUACACAACAACCAUCAGCAUCCUCUGGUGGAGACUUAAUGUCAGAACUGAUGUCAGCCAUGCAUAAAAAGCGCAGUCACCAAUGAACUUGAAAAGAGAAAUACUGUAGCUAAUCGACUUCAGUUCCACAGUCCAACAAUAAAUAACCAAAGCUCUUUGGUGUUUAAGUAUUUGGUGUGAUGGACAGACAUCCUGGUUGAUUUACUUGUUGUUCAAGAUAUUUGUUUUGCACCGGUAGACUAAAAAUGUGUAAAUAUGUUUUUAUUACAUGUCAUUUGUCCUGACCAGGCACGACCAGUCAGAAUUUUGGACCAGAGAUUUCACAGUGGACAGGGAUACUCAGGGAUCAACAAAAUGUCCUGCAGCUUGUAUGUUUUUGACAUAAACUCAGCUUUUAUAAAGAGAUAGCUUUAUCGUGUCAUGCCUGGCUAAGCUGUAUCAUCAACAUUUUUUAGCACUGGUAAUGAAAAUAAAGGACAUUCAUUUA